Molecule: messenger RNA, 967 nt
Organism: Rhinichthys klamathensis goyatoka
Lineage: Eukaryota; Metazoa; Chordata; Actinopteri; Cypriniformes; Leuciscidae
Product: gastrula zinc finger protein XlCGF8.2DB-like
Exons: 2
Coding region: 57-956 (299 amino acids)
Biological process (GO): regulation of transcription by RNA polymerase II
Cellular component (GO): nucleus
Molecular function (GO): RNA polymerase II transcription regulatory region sequence-specific DNA binding; DNA-binding transcription factor activity, RNA polymerase II-specific
Source: RefSeq, a predicted model, not a curated record
ACACAGAAAAACUCCUGGUGAAGAUGCUGACAUCUACGUGACACAUUAUUAUAAAGAUGGCGUUUAUUAAAGAGGAGAGUGAAGAAAUGAAGAUUGAAGAAACAUUCAGAGUGAAAAGAGAAGAUACUGAGGAACAAACAGAACCGAUGGCGCUGAAAGAGGAGAAUCAAAAACUGUAUGAAGAGAAAGAUCACUAUGAGAUUCACCAUGAUUUCAUAACUGGAGAAAAAUCUUGCUCACAGACUGAAAAUACUUCCUCACAAAAGACGGGAGCUAAAAGUCAUUUCACCUGCCAAGAAUGUGGAAAGAGUUUUAAUCAACAUAGACACCUUGAAGUCCACAUGAGAAUUCACACUGGAGAGAUGCCUUUCUCCUGCCAACAGUGUGGAAAAAGUUUCACUGUAAAAGGAAACCUUAAAAGACACAUGCGAGUUCACACUGUAGAGGAACCUUUCACCUGCCAACAGUGUGAAAAAAGUUUCACUCGAAAAUAUAGCCUUAAAGCCCACAUGAGAAUUCACACUGGAGAGAAGCCUUUCACCUGCCAAGAAUGUGGAAAGAGUUUCAAUCAGAAAUACAGCCUUAAAGUCCACAUGAGAAUUCACACUGGAGAGAAGCCUUUUUCCUGCCAACAGUGUGGAAAGAGUUUCACUGAAAAAGAAAACCUUAAAAGGCAUAUGAGAAUUCACACUGUAGAGGAACCAUUCACCUGCCAACAGUGUGGAAAAAGUUUUACUCAAAAAUACAGCCUUAAAGCCCACAUGAGAGUUCACACUGGAGAGAACCUUUUCACCUGCCAAGAGUGUGGAAAAUGUUUCAUUCAAAAAGAAAGUCUUAAAGUCCACAUGAAAGUUCACACCGGAGAGAAGCCUUUCAUAUGCCCUCAAUGUGGAAAGAGUUUCAGACAAAAAGUAACCCUUAAUUCUCACAUGAGGAUUCACUCAAGAGAAAACUGAGAGUUCACACU